Molecule: messenger RNA, 2262 nt
Organism: Lodderomyces theae
Lineage: Eukaryota; Fungi; Ascomycota; Pichiomycetes; Serinales; Debaryomycetaceae
Exons: 1
Coding region: 1-2262 (753 amino acids)
Cellular component (GO): membrane
Source: RefSeq, a predicted model, not a curated record
AUGCCUUCUGCUCCUGAUAAUCAACAACAGUCUACAGAAGACUGGUUUAGUCCGUUGCCCUUGGACGAAUACUUGAAAAUUAAUGAAUUGGCUAGACAAGAUGUGCCUAAAACUAGACCAAUUGACCCUAAUGAUAAACUAGGUGACUAUGACAUCAGAUGUGGUCCCAUUUUACGUUUAGCUGGUACCUUGGAAAACAAUACAACCAACUACAGAGGUUCAAUCAUGUUGGUGGUUAAAGAUUCCCCGCAGGGAAAUCCACCUCCAAUCACUUACAAGAUUGGACCUGCUUCUGAAUCUGUGUCCAAUGGGGAAUUUGGCACUGGCGAAUUUGCAGUAACCAAGUACUAUGAAGAAGAUGGGUAUUCCUUCUUUAGAUACACAAUUGAAUUGCAAUUGGCCAAGUACGAACAAAAAGUUGAAUACUACAUUGACAAGUUCUUCAAGAAAUCGUUUCAGUUUUUCAUCCCCAGUGUUGACGAAAGUAUGAAUGUCAUUUCGUAUUCAUGUAAUGGGUUCACUUUGAGUUGUGAUGCAUCGGAAUUCAAGUCCUCACUUUGGUAUGAUGUAUUGGCCAAGCACUCACAACAACAUUAUCAUGUGAUGUUGGGUGGUGGAGAUCAAAUCUACUCUGAUGCCAUUAAAUUACACUCGAAAAAGUUACAAGAAUGGACUCAGAUGCAUAAUCCAAUUAAGAAAAGUACUGCUCCAGUCGAUGACAAAAUCUUGGCAGAGUUUAACAACUUUUAUUUGAAUCAUUAUAUGAAUUGGUUUGGAAAGGGGUUUUGGAAAGGUACUGCAUCUCAAGUCGUUGAAGCUUUAUUUCCAUUGACAAUGUCCCAAAUCCCCCUGGUUAAUAUUUAUGAUGAUCAUGACAUUAUCGACGGAUUCGGAUCCUACCAUGACUCAACCAUGCAAGCACCAAUUUUUUCAACCGUUGGUAAUGUAGCAUACAAGUACUACAUGUUGUUUCAACAUCACAUCAACCCCGAGGAAAAAUUACACUUGAGUGAUCCUUCAUGGGUAUUGGGUAAAGAAGGUCCAUUCAUCAAACAAAAAAACCAUUCAGUGUUUAUGAGAUUGGGUAAAGAAGUAAGUCUAUUGGGGUUGGAUUGUCGUACUGAACGGAAAUUGAAACAAAUUUGCCAUCCUCAAACCUACCAGAUCAUUUUCAACAGAAUGAAUGAAACAUUGAAAGCCAAUGGCGAUGUGAAACACUUGUAUGUCAUGCUUGGAGUGCCCAUUUUUUACCCAAGAUUAGUAUGGUUAGAAUGGUUGUUGACCUCAAGAGCAAUGGCACCAUUGCGUAAAUUGGCCACCAAGGGCGUCAUCAGCAAAGGGUUGGUGAAUGAGUUCGAUGGUGAUGUCGAGGUCUUGGAUGAUUUGAAUGAUCACUGGUGUUCCAAACAUCACAAGACUGAGCGUAAUAAGUUGAUUAAAGACUUGAUGGAGUUUGGUUCUCAAAAGGGUAUCAGAAUCACCAUUUUAUCAGGGGAUGUCCAUUUAGGUUGUAUUGGUAGAAUGAAGUCCAAAUACCAUCAUCACCCCAAUGCUCAUAUUUUGAAAGGAGCAAAAGAAGUUGAAGAUUUGAAUAAAGAUUUGACUGCUCACCCUGAAAAUGACCCAAGAUUGAUUUUCAAUGUCAUUUCAUCAGCCAUUGUCAAUGCACCACCACCUGACGCGAUGGCAACCUUGUUGAACAAUCGUAGUGGAAUUCAUCAUUUCAACCAAGAUACCGAUGAGGAUAUUGUGCCCAUUUUCCUCAAGGAUGCUGAUGGGAAAGACAGAGCCAAUCACCAGUUUUUGAACAAGAGAAACUGGUCGGAUUUGGUUUUGGCCAAACAAUCAGUAAAGUAUAAAUCAUUAAUAGGCGGGUCUGCUACUGAAGGUGAGGAAGAGGAAGAGGAUGCUGCUGCUGCUGCUUCUGCCGACGCUGCAACUACCAAAGAUGAAUCACAAGUUGCCAAUGGCAAACAUGCUGUUUCUGACUCCUCUAACUCCUCCUCAGUGUUGAGAAAAUACCCACAACCAGCAUUUGACAAUGAGCAUGACACUGAACAAGGUGAUUUCUUGCACGAUCAAGAACCAAAUGACAGGUUUAUCAAGUAUCCGUUGUUUGGAGACUCAAUUGUCACUUCACUUCGAGUUGAAAAAGACCAUGGUGAUUUGGCAAGUAAGUCGACUGCGUAUGAGGUGUUUAUCCCUCCUUUGAUUGGUAGUUAUAAAUUGGGCAGAGCCACAGUUAAGCAUGUUGAUGUAUGA